GCGCGGCACCGACACCGACACCGGCACCGCCCGCGGCGCCGCCCCCGGGCCCGGCCGCGGAGGUUGCGCGGGGGUUGAACCGCCCGGCCCUGUCGUACGGGGGGUGGCGGCGCCGCCUGACGCAGCGCCCCUCUCCCCGGGCGAAGGUGCCGCUUGCCGAGCGCUGGCCGGCGGAGCGGCCCCGUGUCCCCGCCGGACUGGUGCCUCCCCCGGGGAGCUGUCACAGAUCCAGCCGUGGUGCUGUUUGCUUUGUGGAGGUGCUGGCGGCUCGCUCGGCAGCCAGGCACAUUCGCCUGCUAGCGCUUAGGUUGGAGUUUUCCCCGUGGAAGUAUGGAUGCCCAGGGAGCUGAAAUACUCUGCUGGCGCUUUUCCACUCUGGGAAAGGCAGAGGCCAGGCCCUGUUUACUUGGACAGUCGCAGAAGUUGGUGGCGGACAUUGAAUCUCCAACCUCCUUAGAGACUGACGACGUCUGUAUUUUCGGAUGCACCCCCACCUGUGAACAGGGAAACCUGGAAAGAUGAGAAGAGGAAGCUGAAGCCCGGUUCUUGAGAUGCAGUGAUGAGGUUUCAGCCUAGUUCCAGGAUGGGAAUGCAGUAAAUGAUGCUGAAGCAACACUGAGGCUCCUCCUGUGAAAUAUCCACAGUCCAGUGUGUAUAGAGAAAGCGCUUGCUGGCUCUCCCAAGUGUUGACGGUCCUGUGUCUUCAAGAGAUGCAUUCCAGGACAAGAAAACACUGACUCAUUUGGUUUUGUGAAUAACCAAGAUCCCUGUCCACUACUUCUGAAAAUUCUGCUGGUAGCAUGAUGGAGAAUUGGUGGGAUACAGUAGUGUCACUUUCUGGAGCUGUCUUGGGUAUAAACUUACAUAAGUUCUAAAAAUGGGAAGAAUUUUUUUGGAUCAUAUUGGUGGCACUCGCCUGUUCUCCUGUGCAAACUGCGACACAAUCCUGACCAACCGCUCAGAGCUCAUCUCCACUCGCUUUACAGGGGCAACAGGAAGGGCCUUUCUUUUUAACAAGGUGGUAAAUCUGCAGUACAGUGAAGUUCAGGACCGGGUCAUGCUCACUGGCCGCCACAUGGUCCGGGAUGUGAGCUGCAAGAACUGCAACAGCAAACUGGGCUGGAUCUAUGAGUUUGCCACUGAAGACAGCCAGCGCUACAAGGAAGGCCGCGUUAUCCUGGAAAGAGCCUUGGUCCGGGAGAGCGAAGGCUUCGAGGAGCAUGUUCCAUCCGACAAUUCCUGAAGAGGCUCCAGUCUCUUCUCAGGUUCUCUUCAAUUGAAACUCAAAUAUAAUAAAAUCAACAAAAAAAUCUGCUUACAUACACUGUCACCUUAGCAUCAGAGUCGGAUUCAUGGACUACAAAGUGGGAAAGAUUGUGAGAAUAUUUCAGAUGGAACCUUCCUUUCUUUAUUCCUUUUAUAUUUUACUUUCCCUCCAGCAGCUGUUUGUAGAAAGAAUGUUGUGCAGAUGCUGUAACUUUUACACUCUUUCAUUUACAUCUGUUAGAUUUGAGAUUGUAUCUUAAGGUACAGUGGGCUAGAAAGAAAAUAUUUGCAGGAUUUGUCUUUUGUUGAAGAGAAAUUCAAUGAGGUGUUUUUUUUUUUUUUUAGUUUGCACAAACUGAUGUCAACAUCAAGUUAUUUUAAAUCUACAGAUGUUUUUUUUUUUAAAGUAUAUUCCAACUUUUGGCGUAAGUUUUUAGUUAGGUUUUUGGUUUUUUGGGCUUUUUUUUUUACCCAGCCUUUUCACCUGGUUUGCUAGCAAAAGUGAAGAGAUCCGAACUUGUGCUGAGUGCUAAAGGUUCAGUGUUGGUACGGCUUGGGCUGGCCCAUGUGCCAUAUUCUUGUUGAGGUUGAUUGGUAGCACAGAGCCCAUUAUUUCUUGUCAUUCUUGACCCAAAGAUGUCACCAUUCCUUGUUUAUUUGUGAAGUCCCAUUCACCACGUAAACUGGUGUUGAUUGGAAACUAUCCUUGAAAUAGGGCAAAACUGCUUGGCUUUUUUUAACUUUAACAGAUGUAACUUAUGAGCAUAGUAAUAAUAUAAAGUAAUAGCUGUCUGUUUAGUCUUGCAUUGCUUAUAAAUCCAGCUGUGUUUGUAAUGAUAGGGAUCCACUGAGAAACUACUGUUUCAGUAGUCAUUUUUUUUCGUUUCUCUACUAAUCUCAUUAAGUUAGACAAGGAAUUGCAAAUCUUAAUUCUUCUUCAAGUAGCUUUCUUUAAACCCAGAACUUCCUAUGUUAAACACAGCUGCUGUGUAAAAGGAGAAGAUUGCCAGCAUGUUUGUUCAUGCGUAGAGUUAUGCAAUCUGCAUCUCUUGAAACGAUUAACUUAAACAGCUUGUUUUCAAAUGCUGCUUCUGGUGUUGAAACCUUUAUCUUUCAACUUUGUUGAACUUUUUCAUUGUGAUGUUACGUUUUUAUCUUUCUGGGCAGCAGUACAUGUCAGCCUAGUAGUAACUAGUGACUUGGAUUCCUGCUUUGUUCUUGUAGAGAUCAGCUCUGUUUAAAGCAGUGAUCUUGCUUGCCUUUUUUAGCAAAAAUGCUCUUCAUUAACUUAAUUCAAGGGUGCCCAAACACUUUCAUUGUGUCUUAAGCCAUAAGUCAAGAUCUCAAGGGCUGAAAUUUAUUUGAAUGUUAGAUAUGUAUGAUUUCUUACCCAAGAUAUGAGUUGGUUGUGGUUUUUUUUCCUUAUUGGAUAAAUUGUGGUCAACGUGAAAUAAGUUACCCACAGACGUAGGAAAGGGGGGAAACCCCACCCAGCCAAACAGAUCUGGGUUCUGACCUUUCAGAAUAACUUUUUGUCUCUAGCCACAGCUCCAUAUCUGAAACUAAGGUGUGGAGGAUGGCUAUGCAGAGUAUUUUUCUUAAUGUUUUUUUGGUUGCCAAGUGGCAAGUUGGACACCCCUGACUUGAAUCUACUGCCUCUUUCAUGUAAAGGUAGCUUUGUUCUAGAAAUGUCACAUAGAAAGAAAACAGAGUAGAUCACAUACCAGAGCUGUGCUUGAAUCAAGCUGCUUAAACAAUAGUGUACUUGUGCCUCAAAUGAAUCAGUUUUUGCACUGAGUACAGUAGUACCCCAUUAUCUUGUACUUCUGUCCUUCACAGACCCUGGAAGCGCCAUUAGCAUGGUUCUCUUCAGUACUUUUCUUGUACUUCUGACAUUACAGUACAAUAAAGUAUGUUUUGUCCUGAACUGA
Molecule: messenger RNA, 3197 nt
Organism: Poecile atricapillus (Black-capped chickadee)
Lineage: Eukaryota; Metazoa; Chordata; Aves; Passeriformes; Paridae
Gene: YPEL5
Product: yippee like 5
Exons: 7
Coding region: 878-1243 (121 amino acids)
Source: RefSeq, a predicted model, not a curated record